Messenger RNA from Ruditapes philippinarum (Manila clam), 2670 nucleotides. RefSeq lists its product as uncharacterized. The transcript has 3 exons. NCBI's taxonomy places the organism in Eukaryota, Metazoa, Mollusca, Bivalvia, Venerida, Veneridae. Gene Ontology annotation, molecular function: hydrolase activity, acting on ester bonds. The record is from RefSeq and is a predicted model, not a curated record. Bases 389 to 2566 code for a protein of 725 amino acids.
GGUACGGUACGGUACGGCACCGGAAAUAAGACAGGAAUUAGCAUCAACGCAUGCGCAGCAGUUCAGUUCCAUGCUCGUUUCUUCUUGUAUCUAGAUCGUUCGCUGAUCAGACUCAAGGCAUUUACACCUACAACAACGACUCAGAGUUCACUGGCCGGUUGCCAUUGUACGACGAUUCACACAGCUUGUGGAUAUUAAUUCUGAUAGCUGUCGGUCAAACAUAGAACAGUAUUACGGUUCUAAUUGACAGAGGCUUACAGUUAGUGUGGUCAUCCUUCGGAGGACAGCACUUCCUUGAACUUACUUACUGAUUUUGUGUUCGUGGUCAUCCGAAAGGGGGACAGCGUUCACUUUCCAGGGUUUUACAGCGACAAGCAUCUUGAAUAAAAUGGCGGAGGGUUCACAAACACCGACGUCUUCAAGUUCAGACUCGCCAAGGAGAAGUCCGCGCAGACCAUGGAAACAGUUUCACCAGCCACCAAAUCUGGUGAAACUCCAGACGCCCCUGGAGGAAGUAUUGACCUGGAACGACCAAGGCAGACUGUGGGCGUCCCCAAGGGAAUUGGUUACGCGUCUUCACACAUUUCUGUCGGCUAAACAAAACGACAAGAUCCAACAGACUCUUCUUGGCCAAUAUAAGUUGGCUAAGGAAAAGAAGAAGAUCGGGUGGAUGAAGGAGUUCAGGGCGUGUGUUUCUCUUCAUCAGAGCGACAAGUGGAUGAAGGAGAAUAUUGAUUACCGCCCACCAACUCGCCGACAGCAAACAAGUGCCAUCCCCUCUUGCACAAUGACUAAAGAUGUACGCUUGGGUACAGAUCCGUCAUUACAAGUCGUGCAUGAGGAGGUGGUCACUGUCAAACAGGAGCCCACAACGGAACCCGGUUUGACAGUGACAGUCAAGCAGGAAGAGACAUAUGCACUGUUAACAGUGCCUGAGCCGAUAAUAAUAUCGGACGAGGAGCCUGAGGACAGGAAUGCUGAUGCCCGGUCCACUGCUCACACAGAGGAAGUUAUUGACAACCUCAGGGAGGUUAUUGACGAGUCCAACUUCCAGGCUCCAGGGGACAGGGAUUUACGGUCUCCUAGGGGUCUACCUGUAGAAAUGCCACCACUGGUUGACAGAGAACUAUCUCGGUCUCUAGUGGCACAAUCAGAUCUGAGGGCUACUUUGGACAGGAAAAGACAAAAAAGAGGAUCUAGUCCCCCACAAGAGGCAAGUCGUGGAAAAGUGCGCUUGAAGAGUUGUGUAAUUGCAAGCUGCAAGAGUAUGUUUCGCAACAUAAGACGCCACGCUAUGGAGAAGCAUCUUCCAAAGGCUUUCCAGGAGAAUGCAUUAGCUGAUAGCUCUCUUCACAACAAGAGGAUAGAGUUGCUGAUGUUUCUUAAAUGCAAGGUUCUGGGAGAGAAGGCUACCUUUAGUGAUUUGUUAAGGUGGGUGGACAGUCAAAGAGCCAUGUCAGUGGACACAUUUGUGCCAGAUACAGAUUUCAAAUGGCUAGAGAAAGCCUGCAGAAGGCAACGGUGGAGACAGCCUAGAAGGUUUUCGUUAGUGCCAAUCAACUGUGAAGCAUUGUUGUUUCACUGGAGAGUCUUGUUAGUGCUGUUAAACCAUGUCACCGAAGAGGAACGCCUGUUAUUCAAGCAGGGUAACACAAGUAACCCCAUCACAGUGGAGUGCAGCGAGGAAGAUUUCCGGGUUGUGGACAGUGUGGGCUUUGAAGACAAUUUUUCAAUGGCCAGCCCGUCUAAUGACCUGGAAGCAUUUGACUCUCAUUUUCAUGCAGAUAGGCUGAGCAAGGUCCUAUAUGGAAAUCCAAGGGAGGCGGUAGCCGACCUUAUCAAGGCGUCAGUUGGAGUUCUUCCAAAAACAUCCGUGAAAGUAAUUGGUGGAGUUAUGGUCUUCUGUGACCCGGAGACAUUUCCAGAAAAGCUGCCAAGUGAAAAAGGGUUUGGUUCUGCCGUGGGAGUUCAUCCAAAGAAAUGCCACCUCCUCUCUGAUUCUGCCUAUCAGAAACUAUUAAGCUUCCUUAUGUCCUGCAAUGUUGUUGCACUUGGAGAGAUAGGGCUUGACAGGACGGAGCCAGAAAUGUCUUGGGAUCUGCAGGAGAAGACCAUGGUGCGUUUACUUCAAUUUAGCAUGCCGGUUCGCCCAGUUAUUCUACAUAUGCGGGAUGGAACAGACCAACAUGCUGGGGAGGUAAGCGCCAAAUGUCUUCAAAUAAUGAAGGCUAAUACAGCCCCUACGCAGAAGAUCCACCUACACUCUUUUGGGGGAACUGUGGAACAGGUCGUUGGCUGGUUAGAGGCAUUUCCUAACUGUUACUUUGGAUUUAGCGACCGAGUAACAUAUUUCGACAAGUAUCAGGUUGCUGCCCUCCAAAGGGUCCCUGACAACAGACUUCUGCUGGAGACAGAUGCCCCUUACUUCAAAAAGAAUGCAGCCAAAGCAAGCACACCAGCUUUUCUGGGAGACAUUGGUGAUGUGGUCAGCAAACACAGAGGUACUUCAUUACCGGAAACAAUGAGGCUGACUACUCGCAAUGGACAGGAUUUGUACUCUCUAUAGAAUAAGGUUGCAGAAAAGUUCAGCGUUUAGCGGAGCUUUGUUUGUCCAUGCUUAUCGACGACAUGUAAAUUUAAGGAAGUUGCCUCAGCGUAAGCGGAGCAUUU